Messenger RNA from Lasiodiplodia theobromae, 363 nucleotides. RefSeq lists its product as uncharacterized. Bases 1 to 363 code for a protein of 120 amino acids. The transcript has a single exon. The record is from RefSeq and is a predicted model, not a curated record. NCBI's taxonomy places the organism in Eukaryota, Fungi, Ascomycota, Dothideomycetes, Botryosphaeriales, Botryosphaeriaceae.
AUGCCUAAACAACACCUCCGCCGCGUCCCAGGACGCUCCAACCUCCGCUCCACACCCACAACCACUCCCACCACAACCACUCCAACCGCGCACAGCACCCCCUCCCUCCGCCGCAUCCCCAAAGACCCCAACCUCCGCUCCUCCUACACCAACACAGACAUACUCGUCCCCGCGCCCCUCCGCAUCCACAAAGCCACACCCACCUCUACCUCCGCCGCAGCGACCGCGAGAGUUUCGCGGGAAGAAGAAGCGAAGACGAAGGAGAUCGAGGACGAGAUGAUCAAGGGCAAGACGCAGGCGGCGAUACUGGAGGCGGGCGAGGAGACGGGGGUGGAGUGGUGGGUGCCGGAUGUUUGUUUUUAA